AUGAAAAUGCCUGACGUGACACAUGAUGUCCACGUUACAUCCGAAUCUCUGACUGACUUUAAAUAUUAUCAGACAAUGUUUUGACGGUGGAACCAAUGAAUUUAUCAAUCAUUCCAUCGCAAAGUUUCGAUGCAGCUUCUCGAAAAUUUGAAAAUUUGUUAUUAACUGGCAAUAAUAGUACCGUAGCCGGAUAGAUCACGUCAUUAAAUUCUGCUGCAUAAGCUUAUCGUAACAUAAAUCGAGGCUUUAAAGAAACUAUGGAGACCUUAUAUCAUCAGACGAAUAAGCUAGUGCAGGAAACUCAACAUUCGUUUUCUCAACUGGAAAAGAAACAUUCGGACUUGGACCUUCAAGCAAUAGAGCAUGACAUACAGUCGAAGAUAAAUCUCAUCAACAGUAACUGUGAACGACUUGAUAUUUUGUGUAUGAAGGGUCCUGUAUCACAGAGGCAAAAUGCCAAGAUGCGGGUGGACCAGUUGAAAUAUGAUUCGCGGCACCUCGCUGCUGCUUUAAAUUCGUGGCGAAGUCAACUUACUCGCCGGCAAAGGGAAGAAACUGAACGUGAAGCUCUUUUGUCUAAAAAAUUCACCCCCAACGACCAAAUAGAUAUCAUGAUAGAUCACAAUCUUCAGCAUAAUUCUAGUUUGCGAAAUGCAACGCAUGGUAUGGAUGACCUAAUUCAGCAUGGCUCUGGGAUAUUGGAAGGCUUAAGAUCGCAAAGAUCUACAUUGAAAGGUGCUCAUAAAAGACUUGUCGAUAUUGGAAACAUCUUAGGGCUUUCUAACACAACGAUGCGGCUUAUUGAACAAAGAGCUCGGCAAGAUGGAUUAAUAUUGAUAGCUGGGAUGGUUUUUACAUGUUUAAUUAUAGUAUUAGUUAUAAUAUAUCUUACAUAGCUGUAUUUGUACAUUUUUGAAUGUAUAUACUACAAUUUCAGUUCAAUCCGAAUUGAAAAUAUCACAAUUAGUAAGUUUUUCCAAAUGCUAGACAGACUGUUCAGAAGUACCUUGUAUAAAAUGAGCUAUAACCUACCGAGGCGAAUAUAUAAUUAUUGUAACAGAAGGUGUCAUAGUGGAAUUUGCAUGUUGCAUUCGAAAAGAAUUAAUAAUUUUUAAUCAUCAAUACUUUAGUGAUUCUUUCAGUAUCUUGCUUUUCCUGCAUCGCCUUUUACAAGGACUAGCUACUUUACAUUCUAAAUGGUGGUUAAAUAUUGACAGAAGGAUAAUCGGAUAAUAAUGUAGAUAGAAGUAAUCACACUUUAUAUCAAACACCAAAUCCCUGUAGAUGUUUCUUUUUAGAUAUAUCACGGCCCUUCGCCUGUAGUUAAUGAAGUAAUUUAGUUUCACAUCUAUGGAUGUUUUUAGUUAGUAUGCACUAUUUUAAAAAUUUGCAUACUAAUCCAAUCUAAUUUUUUUGACAAUAAUGUCGAUAAACCUGUGGCUGUUCCAUGAUUGACUGUCUGAUUGUGUUGAACGAAUUUAUAUUUGGCAUUAAGUUGGUUCCCGGUAAAAUAAAACAACACAAUUUUACAUAAA
Molecule: messenger RNA, 1535 nt
Organism: Neodiprion fabricii
Lineage: Eukaryota; Metazoa; Arthropoda; Insecta; Hymenoptera; Diprionidae
Gene: Membrin
Product: Golgi SNAP receptor complex member 2
Exons: 3
Coding region: 258-896 (212 amino acids)
Biological process (GO): vesicle fusion; vesicle-mediated transport
Cellular component (GO): endoplasmic reticulum membrane; SNARE complex; ER to Golgi transport vesicle membrane
Molecular function (GO): SNARE binding; SNAP receptor activity
Source: RefSeq, a predicted model, not a curated record